AUGUUUCCUCGAAUAACUAGUCACUUAGUUCGUUAUAGUUCAGCAUAUAUUCGUCAUUCUCGACUUGUUCUUCGUUCGCCAUCCCGUCGUUAUCUAUCCGAAUUGCCCCGACGAGGACAAAUCCGUCCGUGGUAUCGUCGUUUUUGGCCGUUAACGAUCACUGUUGUGUCCGCUGGUAUACCAAUUGGUUAUGUUAUCUACGGAAAGUAUCUUCGAGAUCUUUUCCCAUUAAUUCAAGCUGAUAGAAAAGAAGAAAAUAUCGAUGAAAAUACGGAAUCUGUUCCUCAAUCUGAGCUCGAUAAACUUCUUUCCCAAACUCAACAUUUACUCAAUUCGGAAUUGUAUACAAAUCGUUCAUCAGCAUUUCUCGUUCCUAUUCGCUUAUUUUUUCGAACAUUAAAAUUAAUUGUCAUCUUUACACCAGUUCUGAUCUUCUACUUUUAUCAAGACACAUUUGCUCCGCAUCUCUAUGAAAAAUGGUGUUAUACACUUCGACGAUCAUUUGAACUGUGUGGUCCUUGUUUUAUUAAGUUAGGUCAAUGGAUGGCCACACGGCCUGAUCUUUUUUCCACUGAAUUUUGUUCAGUUUUCAAUGAACUUCAUUCAAAUGCACCAACCCAUUCUGAAUCUCAAACCCGAAGGUUACUCGAAGAGAAUCACAUUUAUAUCAAGUCGUCAAAUUUUCUCACAAAACCAUUAGCAAGUGGUGCAAUUGCUCAAGUUUAUCGAUGUAAAGUUGGCGAUCUCAAUUUAAUCAUGAAAGUUCGUCAUCCAGAUGUUCAAUAUACAAUUUAUUAUGAUUUGAAAAUUUUAAACAUUUUUACACGUUUAUUGACCAAAUUUGUUUCGAAGGAAACAUUUCAAUGGUUGAAUAUCGAAGAUAACAUUCAAGCCUUUACAAAGAAUAUGUUACUGCAGACAAAUUUAAUGAUCGAAACAAAAAAUCUACAAAUUUUCGAACGAAAUUUUCAGAAAUAUCAAUCAAGCAUCAAAUUUCCACAUGUCUAUCUGUCAUUACCCACAACACAAGAUAUUCUCUUUCAAAGUUAUGAAAGUGGACAGUUACUAAACGAUUUCAUGGAAUCAUGUACCGAUCCCGAAAUUCGAAAGAAAUUAGCCUAUCUCGGAGUUAAUGCUUAUCUCAAGAUGCUCUUCGUUGACAAUUUUAUUCACGCUGAUCUUCAUCCUGGAAACAUUCUCGUUCGUCUUGAUGAGAAAAACCCUCGUGAGCCCAUUAUCAUCUUUCUCGAUGUUGGCUUAACUUCUUCGCUAAAUCGACGUGAUAAAAGAAAUUUUUACGAUCUUUUUCGAGCUAUUGCGAAUUACGAUAGUACAGAAGCAGCGACUCUAUUGAUCGAACGUGCUCCGAAUGCAGAGGAAAUCGAUGAACAAUCCAAAAUUGGCUUUCGGAAAGAAAUGGCUGUUUUAAUUGAGAAAGUUCUUCAUACUCCGUUGAAACAUCUGGAAGUCGGACUGAUCUUACGCAGUGUGUUGGAUUUGGGAAAGAAAUAUCAUAUUAAAAUGGAGUCCAAUUUUACGACAUUGGCUUUGGGAACGAUUAUUAUCGAAGGGAUUGGAAGGCAACUCGAUCCUGAAUUCGAUUUUGUCAAUGCGGCACGACCUUUUUUACAGAAAGAUUUUCGACUUAUCACCAAUACAUCUGUUUCAUUCAAAAUGAAAUUUCGUGCUAAAUUACAUAAUAGUACAACAAUAAAUAAAUUCACCAAGAUCAUAACCGGUGUUUCGAAAAUGGCCAAAUCCGGUGUGCUUCGCUUAACUGCAGAUAAAUUAUAUUUAAUUCUUGGUGACAAAUCCUUCGGCGGUGGUGUUUCACUUUGGAUCGAGUUAGAUCCGAUUCGAUUUUUCGAUGAUUACAUCAUGGAUGGUUUAUCACCAUUAGCAAAUGAAAUUUACAUUGAAAUCAUGUUCGAAGAACUAUUACGUGCUCUCAAACCAGCACAACAAGCUCGAUUAUUGAAACUUCGUCUCAUUAAAAAACACAAUAAUCCAUGCUUAAGUAUCGAUACCGAAGUCAUUUCAUCAGCAAUGACUGAACGACAAUUUACCUGUGACAUUCCUAUUCAUUUACUUGCUCAUAAACAUUGGUAA
This is a messenger RNA of Adineta ricciae, 2109 nucleotides long. The record is from the annotation of a GenBank genome assembly. Lineage: Eukaryota; Metazoa; Rotifera; Eurotatoria; Adinetida; Adinetidae.